GGUAGCUAAAUACAAUGAUCUUUGAAGUAGUUCUUGGUCGUUACAAAUUUUACAGUUCAAAAUCGAAACCAAUGGUGGAUUUGAAGAAGUUUAGGCCGGUGAUCCUAAAGAGGAUUGAGGAACAGGACAAGGAAUAUCCCAUCAAACGCUUGAGCCCUGUAGCCCAUGAGGUCCUCCAGGCUCGAGCGAUUCUCUACCACGGCGUAUCUACCCUCAUCUACAUCAUUCAUGGAUUAUUAUACUACCCAGAAGUUUAUAUUAGCAAGAAUGGUCAUUUGAUUCGAACUUGUGGUGGUUCCCGGCAUCAAGCAAAGAACCAGGUCCAUAAGUGGGUUAAAGGAAGCACUAAACAUAUACUAGUUCCUGUAGGAACAUUUCAUUUGCAGAAAAUGUUUCAAAAUGUAAUUGAACACAAUAAGAGAUUUGAUUAUGAUCGCAUUUCAGCAGUUGUGGAGCAAUUUUAG
This is a messenger RNA of Olea europaea var. sylvestris, 464 nucleotides long. Its product is annotated as APO protein 4, mitochondrial-like. Lineage: Eukaryota; Viridiplantae; Streptophyta; Magnoliopsida; Lamiales; Oleaceae. Bases 15 to 464 code for a protein of 149 amino acids. The record is from RefSeq and is a predicted model, not a curated record. Gene Ontology annotation, molecular function: RNA binding. The transcript has 3 exons.